CCUCUUUUUCGAAAGGAGAUUUCUCUUUUACCCCCCAAUGGGAAAAGGGUGUCUGUAAGCUCGCGAGACUUUUCGGGGAUAGCGAGAGAGGGACGUGAGAACUCGCUCCAAAAACCAAUGACCCAAGGAUGUCUCCCUCUCUCUCUCUCUCUCUCUCCCCCCUCUUUUUCUUGCCUCUUGUCCCUAACUUGCACACAAUCCUCUCUUUCUCUCUCUAGCUUGCUGGCGGUCUUUUGCUUAGCCUCGAACCCCGUUUACACACGACGAGGCUUGGGAACGCGGAAAAAGAGGUUCAAGAAACCGGAAACCAGGUGCUUAGGAGAGCUGGGUUGGCGUUUUCUUGAUCGUUGAAUCGGGGUUGGGGGGGCGGCCGGGGACUUUGUGUCUGGUUGGUGGUGAUCAUGAUUCGGGAGCUCUGCUAAAAGAGAAGGGAGACGAGAGCUUUAUCAUCUUGCCCUCUUCUUUUUUUACAGUCCUGGGUUUAAUCAUUGAGUUCUUUCUUUCUUCUUUUUUUGGGUUAAUGUGUCUUUGAGCUUCUUUGGGUCAGAGACUUCAUCAGAGCUGUUAGGUAGAAAGGAAAAAGAGAGAGGGGGGUGGAAAAGAAAAAUGGGAAAAGCGGACGAUUGACUGGUAGCUGAGCAGAGCUAGCAAAGAGGGGCAGGCAGACAGCAGCAGCAAGCGAGCUCUGACCGAAACCCUAGAAAGAUAGGAACUUUCUUUUGGCCCUUUCCUGUGUUGGUUUUUUCUUUUAUUUUCUUUUGUGUGAAGGGGGGAUUUGGAAUUUGCCUCCAAGAUAAAUGAACUUGGAUUUUGCCCCCCCCUUCUCUUGUCCACUAGGUUGAAUCCAAAAGCCACCCAACACACACCCAAGAAAAUUCUUAGAGCCUCCUUAGAUAUGCCUACAGACCUGGACAAUUCGUCCACAGCUUCAGGGGAAGCUAGUGUCUCGUCUUCUGGCAAUCAGCCGCCUCCACAACCACCGCCACCGCCUUCCACCACCAAGAAAAAGAGGAAUCUCCCUGGAAUGCCCGAUCCAGAUGCAGAGGUGAUAGCUCUGUCUCCCACGACCCUAUUGGCCACCAACAGGUUCGUCUGCGAAAUCUGCAACAAGGGAUUUCAGAGGGACCAGAACUUGCAGCUCCACAGGAGAGGCCACAACCUGCCUUGGAAGCUUAGGCAGAGAUCGGGCAAGGAAGUGAAGAAGAGGGUUUACGUGUGCCCUGAGCCCAGUUGCGUCCACCACGACCCAUCGCGAGCCCUCGGUGAUCUGACCGGGAUAAAGAAGCAUUUCUGCAGGAAACAUGGCGAGAAGAAGUGGAAAUGCGACAAGUGCUCGAAGAAAUACGCCGUGCAGUCCGAUUGGAAGGCCCAUUCGAAAAUCUGUGGCACCAGGGAGUAUAAAUGCGACUGCGGAACUCUAUUCUCAAGGAGGGAUAGCUUCAUCACCCAUAGAGCUUUCUGUGAUGCUUUAGCUGAGGAGAGCGCCAAGGCUCAGACUCAGGGUCAGGGACCGGGUCAGGGCUCGGCUCCGGUUAAGCCGAACUUGCAGGCCGAUCCGAAAGUCCAGAAACCUGCCUCUCCUCCUCAUCCUCAUCCUCCUCCUCCUCCUCGAGCAUCUGCUCCACCAACUGUACAGUCCUCAGCUGCUGUGUUGUCUACAGUUUUGGCUGAUCAGGCAGCAGGUAAAAGGAUGCAAGAGAACCCAUCCCAAAUUCUUGAAGAGCCACCAGUGACAAGCAGCUUGAUAGGGAGCUCUAGCAGCAGCACCAGUUCUAGCAGCAAUAGCAAAACAAGCACUAGUGUAAUAGCAGGCUUGUUUGCUUCCUCAACUCCGUCCUCAUCCUUACAGCCUCCGCAGCAGAGUACUCCUUACACUGACCUGAUUCGUGCCGUGGCACCACCUGACCGCUCUGACCAUGGACCUGCCUCAUCUGUUGAACCCAUUUCCCUCUGCCUCUCCACAAAUCACGGGUCGUCGCUCUUUGGCAGUGCAGGGCAGGAGCGUCGGCAAUAUGCUCCCGCUCCACAGCCUGCUCUUUCAGCCACUGCGCUUCUGCAGAAGGCUGCUCAGAUGGGGGCAACUGCAACCAAUGCAUCGCUGCUUCGUGGGCUCGGGAUUGUCUCUUCCUCCACCUCGGCAGGGCAACAAGAGAACUUACAGUGGAACCCUAAUAAUGUCGAGCAUGAAAAUGCCUCUGUUGCUGCUGGACUGGGGCUAGCGCUUCCUUGUGAUGGGAGUUCAGGUCUGAAGGAACUGAUGAUGGGGACUCCAACCAUGUUUGGCCCAAAGCAUCCUACUUUAGAUUUUCUUGGAUUGGGGAUGGCAGCUGGUGGCAACCCAAGUGGUGGUUUCUCAGGUCUUAUGAACUCUAUAGGUGGUAGCCUUGACAUGGCAGCGGCGGCAGCCUCAUUCGGCAGCGGAGACUUUGUCGGCAAGGACAUUGGACAGAGCUCGUGAACUUAACCAGAAGUCGCAGGGAAUUUGUAUGUACAGGUGCAUAUUGUCCUAAAAGAAUCAAUGUUGCUCAAGAAACCACCAAAGAACCAUCGAGCAGACGCUUCCCUUGGAUGAAAGUCGGAAGAGAACUGUUGAUGUGAAAGAUUCCAUAAAAACUAAAAUCUGGGGAGACUUCUAUUUUUUCCCUGUGAAUCUGUGAUGUGUUGUUAGAGGUACGAGCUAUAUCAAAAGUGAUCAGAUGAUGUUUUAAGUUCGCUCGAGCUUAGCAGUAGAACAGCAGCAUAGAACUCGCUGUGAGUUGACUAUGGGUAGCUACAUUAAUCGUCUUGGAGUUAAUACAUCUCGAUGUAUUAGUUUUGCCAUUUCAUUUGUUGUUCAAUGUAAAGAAGCCUUAAAAAUAGUGAAGAUUUGUUAUCUUGCCAUGAA
Eucalyptus grandis is the source of this 2884-nucleotide messenger RNA. Its product is annotated as zinc finger protein GAI-ASSOCIATED FACTOR 1. Gene Ontology annotation, molecular function: DNA-binding transcription factor activity. Bases 896 to 2458 code for a protein of 520 amino acids. The transcript has 4 exons. Gene Ontology annotation, cellular component: nucleus. Lineage: Eukaryota; Viridiplantae; Streptophyta; Magnoliopsida; Myrtales; Myrtaceae. The record is from RefSeq and is a predicted model, not a curated record.